Molecule: messenger RNA, 456 nt
Organism: Nanorana parkeri
Lineage: Eukaryota; Metazoa; Chordata; Amphibia; Anura; Dicroglossidae
Product: sericin-1-like
Exons: 1
Coding region: 1-456 (151 amino acids)
Source: RefSeq, a predicted model, not a curated record
AUGGAAGUCUCCAAAAGGCUCCGGAGGAAGCUGACCAUUCCAUGGCACUGUACACACUGCUACAAUUUAGCCUAUGUGCCGGGGACCUCUGGCUCCGACAAUGUGCCGGGGACCUCUGGCUCCGACAAUGUGCCGGGGACCUCUGGCUCCGACAAUGUGCCGGGGACCUCUGGCUCCGACAAUGUGCCGGGGACCUCUGGCUCUGACAAUGGGACUGGGACCUCUGGCUCUGACAAUGUGCCGGGGACCUCUGGCUCUGACAAUGUGCCUGGGACCUCUGGCUCUGACAAUGUGCCGGGGACCUCUGGCUCUGACAAUGUGCCUGGGACCUCUGGCUCUGACAAUGGGACUGGGACCUCUGGCUCUGACAAUGGGACUGGGACCUCUGGCUCUGACAAUGGACCUGGGACCUCUGGCUCUGACAAUGGGCCUGGGACCUCUGGCUCUGGCAAAUAG